Molecule: messenger RNA, 2690 nt
Organism: Branchiostoma belcheri (Belcher's lancelet)
Lineage: Eukaryota; Metazoa; Chordata; Leptocardii; Amphioxiformes; Branchiostomatidae
Exons: 11
Coding region: 204-2690 (828 amino acids)
Molecular function (GO): ADP binding; protein binding
Source: RefSeq, a predicted model, not a curated record
UUAAUGUUUAUUACAGACAAAUUGUGAAUGAGCUGAAUGGCCCUGAGCAGGAUUCAAGAUGGAGUACAAAACUUCGGAAGUAACUGAACACCAGGAUAAUGGUGCUGUUAAUGGAGCAACAGUAGGGACCCGUUCAACCCGAAUUAUGGGACCAAUAAAAGAAGGAAGUGCUAGCGCUGUGCAGAUGGCCAGCGUGACAGGCAAUGAAAGCAUGGUGUUCCAGACAGGUGACAAUGCUGUCAUUAUUGUUGGAGACAAGAAUUCGGUGGACGCAAGAGAAAACCAACCUCCUGUGGAGCGUCCAGGCAGUGCAUCAGGCCUUACAUGGCGUAGCUGGUGUUGGAAAGACAGAACUUGCAAUCCAGUACGCAGAGAGGUACAAUGAGGAGUACCCAGGCGGGGUGUUCUACCUGUAUGCAGAAACAGCUGCGAGCAUAGACACCUGCAUGAGACUGAUUUUCAACAGACUAAGAUUAGACCUACAAGGAAAGGACAAGACUUCAUCCCAAAUUUGUGGCGAGGUGAGACGUUGGCUAGAGACGCACUCUGAUUGGCUCCUCGUUGUCGACAGUUGCGACGACUUGGCCGUGUUAAAGAUGUCCUUUCCAGCAGGGCUGCCCAAGCAAGGGGACGUUCUGAUGACAAGCAGGGAGAACAGCUGCAACCUCAGAAGGAACAACAUUCACGUCACCAUCAAGGUAGGCCUACUUGGUGAGGAGGAGUCAAUGCUGAUGCUGAUCAAAGGAACGUCUCGUCCAAUGACAAAUGAGGAAGCAAAACAACAGAUGAUCAAGCUGAACGAGGAAAACUCUGCUGAGUUUAAAGCCUUGAGAACCCUGGCAGUAGAGUUUCGAGGGCUUCCAUUGGCGCUACAGCAAGCUGUUGCCAGAAUCGGCUGUGGAACAAAUAGGAUGACAUUUCAGGAGUAUAAGAAGAUGUUUCAAGAAAGGACAUCUGAGUUGAAGGAUGCACUGCCUCCUUCAGAUACACAGGAGGACAAUCUGGAGGUUUGGCUAAAGUCAAUCCAACUUGACAAGCAUUAUCCUAAGCUGCAGGAGCUUGCAGGCAAUGAUCUCAGAUCAUUGUACAAGCUCAAACACGUAGACCUGCUUAGAGUUGGAAUGGAUGACGAAGACGUCGCCAUCUUUCAGGAAGAACUGGACACUCCAUCGAUCGAACAUCUGGCUCAGCCAAACAAGCACAGGGGUAGCGUGCUGACGGCCUAUUCCCUCACUGUGGACACACUCCCUCCAGCUGCCAGAGCUCUGCUGCGCUGUAUUUCCCUCCUCUCCAGUGACAAGAUUCCCGAGCACCUGUUUGUCUGGGGAGCACAUGCCGUACCGGAAGGGACGUUAAAAUCUUUCCUGCUUCCAAGUCCAUCAGUGAACUCUGAGUCAGGAGAAAUUGAAGAUAACGUCACGUCAAACCUGAAAGUAAUAUUGGAGACCCUAGAGCGCUGCUCCCUCAUCAGCCCAUGGCCUUUCCAUGCAGUCUGCUCCAAUGGCAGUCAAAAGAGGACAGCUGCAGCAAGGACAUUCAACAUCCAUCCGUUGUACCAAGAUGUCAUAUAUUGGCAGAUGACCGUUGACGAAAUGACAAGCUGCUACCUCGAAAUUCUUGCUUUACAGACCAAAGCCUUCCCGACCAAAGAAUUCUUUCAAGAUGGUGACAACUUCAACAAGAAGUUCAAGAGCAGCCAUCAGUUGUUGAUCCCUCACAUCACCAAGGCAUGUGAGAAGUUGUUCAAAUUGGAGAGAGAGAUGAAGCUUCGUGUCACCCAGAGUGCUGACCCACAUCCUCUCAUCGCAGCUGUGUGCAGCUGUUUCAGGCGCCAAGGGAAGGCAGAGAUGGCCAAACCAAUGCUGGAGGGAUCCCUGUCACUUCUAAUGGAGUCAGACGAUACAUUGCAGUUGGCAAUGGUGGAGAGAGAACUUGGACAGGUACUGGUGGAAGUGGAAGAGGACAGCGAAGCAGAGAAAAUGUUCGCUAAGUCUGUUGAGAUCCUGAGAGAGCAUAAAGUCACGGGGGAAACUCAUGACCUUGAACUUGGAAAAGGAAUUCAGUGCCUGGCAAGAUCCAUGUUCCUGCAAGAACAGCAUGAGCUCACUAACAGCCCAAGAAAGGAUGAAAUCCACACUCUACUGGAGGAGGCACUGAACUUGAAGGAACAGUGGAUGAAGGCUCAGGGGCUUUCAUGCCAUUGUGAACUUGCAGUGGCAUACCACAGCCUGGGGAUCUUCUACCAGGCACUCGAGUUGUGGAGCAAGGCUGACACACUUCUGAGACGAAGUGUGGAAAUGAAAGAGACGUUCUACAAAGGGAUACCGCACAUAUCUCUUGCUAUCAGCUACACCAACUUAGCUAGAAACCUGGUACUUCAGAGGAAGUAUGGCGAAGCCUUGCCGCUAUACCAAAAGGCGAUGGACCUGAAGAGACAAGUGUUACCUGAUACUCACCCCAGCUACAUACGUGGACUUGCCUACAUGAUGGGGAUUAGCGAAAUAACUGAAAAGAAGACAGAUGCCGAAAAUUAUGAGGAGGAGCUGCGACUGAAGCCCGACACGGAACGCUUUCUCCAGCUCAGGGGAGAUCCGUCUAUUUUCCAAGGUACGUUGAUGGAGGUUACAAUCAUAUGUUGUACCCGUCGGAAGGACCGUGUGGCUGUGAAAGAUCGUUUCGCUCUUCCGUGA